AUCCCGUUCACAAUCGAAUACAAACCCCGUCUCCUCCUCCUCCUCCCCCCCUCGCCGACGGGAGCCCAGAUCUCUUCCUCCGCCGCGCCAGGACGAGCUCAGCCCCCUCGUGAAUGGUGGGAACCCACACGACCUCCGCCUCCCCCUCCUCGCCGCAGCAGACGGAGAGGGACUCCUCCGCCUCCUUCCGCUGCUUCGGCGCCUGCAUGCAGGGCUGGUACCACCGCUGCAUCGGCCUCGACCCCUGAGCGGCCUCCCUCCUUCCCGUCGGCGACCCGACACACAUUUUUCGAUCCCCCCCGCCCGCGUUAUUUUGAUCUCCAGUUUUUUCCUUGCCGAGAAAGAAUUCAACAGAAAAGAAAAGAGAGGAACAAGCGAAUUUUGAUUGAUAGGUUUCGUUUGGUUUGAUUGAAUUGUCCGUCGCUAUGGCUGUCGCUGUGCCCUCGACGCUGCCGAUGAAGCUUAGGAGGGUUGAGCCCCGUGGCAAGGCCGCUGCGGCAGGGGUGGCGCGCGUGCUGGUGACGGUCACCGUGCUCGGGAGCGCCGGGCCGCUCCGCUUCCUGGUCGACGAGGGCGAGUCGGUCAACGGGCUCAUCCGCUCCGCGCUCCGAUUCUACGCCCGAGAGGGCCGCAUGCCGCUGCUCGGCGCCGACGCUGCCAACUUCCUUCUCUACACCGCCAAUGGCAGAUCCGACGCUCUCAAGUCCGAUGAGAGGAUCAGCUUCAAUGGAUGCAGGAGCUUCAUGCUAUGGCAGAAGACUGUCGCCGACAAGAAUGGGUCUGAGCCAGUGGUGGCUACCACGGUUAAUUCUAGCCCAGGCAGAAAGGGGAUCGGCGGCUGGAAAUUUGGCCUAAACAAGAUCCUUCUCAACUUCAGCUUCAAGGUGUGACCCAUCGAUGAGUUUGAAACUAAUAAAUAUUUGAAACUAAUAAAUGCGAUUCGGCGAAUCGAUUGUAAUCGGCUGUCAAUUUUACUGAAUUUGGAAGUCUGUUGCUUCUGCAUUGUCUUUUUUUGUUUGUUUGGUUCAGUUGCUGUUCCAUCGUCCUCUACAUGAAUGAAUGAAUGAAUGAGAUUAUAAGUUUUAUUCAUGCA
Messenger RNA from Hordeum vulgare subsp. vulgare (domesticated barley), 1093 nucleotides. RefSeq lists its product as uncharacterized. NCBI's taxonomy places the organism in Eukaryota, Viridiplantae, Streptophyta, Magnoliopsida, Poales, Poaceae. Bases 426 to 890 code for a protein of 154 amino acids. The transcript is spliced from 2 exons. The record is from RefSeq and is a predicted model, not a curated record.